AUGGAGGUUGCUCCAAUAGAGCCCGUGGAUUGUAGUGCAGCAAAUGUGCAUCUGAAGAACCAGUGCACUCCCGAGGACCGGCAGCGAAUCAAUGUAGGAUGGUUUACGGGCCCUGCAGACGCCAAGGAGGAGUACGACCACAAAAUCGCAGUGUACAGUCAACGUUUAGGAUGCCAGAUGUAUAAUUUCGUGAGCUAUCCUAUUGGGGGAGUAAAGCGUGGUUUCUGGAAGCCGAACAGCACAUCAGCUAUUCCUCCUCCAAUCGAUUUGCCUGAUGUGCAGCUACAAAACCAUUUAUGGGAAACUUACGUCAAUGCUCAAAUUUCCUCAUGGAUCGACUGUGAUUCCCAAAACGACGAGCUGGCUGCAUUGUCCGAGAUUGAAUUGCAAAAGGAACUCAAUUACUGCGCCUAUAUGGGCCUCCGCAGUGCUGUUUUUCGGCUGAAGCAUGCCGAUUCCCCUCGUUUAGCUCGCAUUCUCAAUCAGUGGCUGUGGACCAGAAACGUGAAUUUGGGCUUGUGGAUACUCGUUCCGACUUCUGUUGAUUACCUGGAACGGUCGCCGUCCGACAAGAGAGAUUGUUGGACAGUUUGGGCCGACUUCAGGAAACUUUGUUCGAAUUUUUCUAGUCAAAAGCUCAUAGCCGGUCUACACCUGUCGGCUGAUAUUGACUACGAAUUUGUAGACAAAAAGCUCGUUGCUCGCUGGAAAGCGGAGCCACUGGCAACCUUCUGCGUCGAUGUUGACGCUUUCGUUAGUUGCAAGGAUUCUCAGGACUUGUGCCUUCCGCCAGCACAUGCGAGCCUUUUGGUUGAUCUAUGGAUGUCAGACAAUGUUCGGAUAAUGGUUCGAGGUUCACUAGAUCAUGACACAUCGCCUCCAGUGCAACUUCAGUGUGCUCAGGCUCUCCGAAGUGUUGUUCGUGAUGUGAGUGCUCGCUCAUCUGGUCUCGUGACUUCAGGAUUUCUUGUUGAUUCUAAUGUCAAUUACGUUGACGUUUUGCAGGUGCCCUUACAACCGCUAGCUGACAAUUUGGAUUCCUGUGUUUAUAACACCUUUGAACAAGAUCCGGUCAAAUAUAGACGGUAUCGCGAAGCUGUAGAGCAAGCCAUAUGUGAUUACGGAGAAUCGGCCGCACGACCAGAGCAACUUGUUCUAUACGUACUGGGAGCUGGACGAGGUCCAUUGGUUACAUGCUCGAUUGAAGCGGAGCGGAAUUACAACGCUCGGUUUCGAUGUAAGCGGGAUCGACUCCGCUUAGAGAUCUACGUCGUAGAAAAGAAUGCGAAUGCUAUCGUCACACUAAAGUAUAUGAAUCAGAAUGUAUGGCGAAAUCGCUGUAUUAUCAUAGAGGCGGAUAUGCGAGAUGUGCCAUCAAUAGCAACAGAAAAUGGAUAUUCCAAGCCAGAUAUCAUUGUUUCUGAAUUGCUUGGUUCUUUCGGAGACAAUGAGCUGAGUCCGGAGUGCUUGGACGGUAUUACACCAUUGCUGAAACCAUCGACAAUUAGCAUCCCUCAGAAAUACACGAGUUAUGUUGCGCCGAUUAUGUCUCUUUAUAUGCAUCAGCAGAUUAGACUCUGUGGAGCAAGUUAUUGGAAUCGCGGGUUUCCAGGACAUGGUCGAAUAGGACCGGAACUUCAGUUUGAUGGCAGUUAUCGACAAAAUUAUCCGCAAGGUGAGCAUGUCGCGAAUAUGGAUCAGAUAUAUGUGGCGUUUUUGCGACAAUAUUGUGCUCUUGCUGAUCCGAAACCAGUGUUCACAUUCGUUCAUCCCAACUUCGAGAACCUGUCAAAUGAACGAUCGACCAGUAUAUCUUUUGAGAUAGACCGCCCAGCUGAUCUAAUGGGAUUUGCUGGUUACUUCCACAUGAACUUGUAUAAGGAUAUAACGUUGUCUAUUGUGCCAUCAACCUAUUCGGACGACAUGAUCAGCUGGUUUCCUGCACUAAUACCUCUUAGAGAACUGUAUCGAGUUCUGCCGGCAGAAAAGGUCACCCUCAACAUAGAGCGAAAAGUUGACGACAGCGGCGUGUGGUAUGAAUGGUUCAUACAUCAUACGGUAAUUUUUCUAGUUAUCGUCGGAUAUUCUCUG
Molecule: messenger RNA, 2091 nt
Organism: Ostertagia ostertagi
Lineage: Eukaryota; Metazoa; Nematoda; Chromadorea; Rhabditida; Trichostrongylidae
Source: the annotation of a GenBank genome assembly